Balaenoptera acutorostrata (minke whale) is the source of this 2383-nucleotide messenger RNA. It is a transcript of the gene CLEC2L, whose product is annotated as C-type lectin domain family 2 member L. The record is from RefSeq and is a predicted model, not a curated record. Bases 171 to 815 code for a protein of 214 amino acids. NCBI's taxonomy places the organism in Eukaryota, Metazoa, Chordata, Mammalia, Artiodactyla, Balaenopteridae. The transcript has 6 exons.
GGGUCAGGCGCGGGGAGCCGGGCUCAGCCUCGGCCUGCGCCAGCCCCGACCCUCGCCCACCCGAGGCCGGCCUGGGGGGCCCGCAGGGCGCGCGGAGCGCCGAGUGCGCGUCGGGCCGGGCCCCGCACCUCGGCACAGGAGCGCGGUCGCGGCGCGGCGGAGCGCCAAGCAUGGAGCCGGCCCGGGAGCCCCCCGCGCGGGCCCGGCCGCCGCCGCCCCCCGCCGUCCGUCCCGCGGCCGCCCCCGCCGCGCCCAGGCUGCGCUCGCCCGCCGAAGCGGAGGGCCGCGGUCCCGAGGGGCUGCUGCGGCGAUCGGGGUCGGGCUACGAGGGCAGCACCAGCUGGAAAGCGGCCUUAGAGGACACCACCACGCGUCUCCUGCUGGGGGCCAUCGCAGUGCUUCUGUUCGCCAUCCUGGUGGUGAUGAGCAUAUUGGCUUCCAAGGGCUGCAUCAAGUGCGAGGCGCCCUGCCCGGAGGACUGGCUACUCUACGGAAGGAAAUGCUACUUCUUUUCUGAGGAGCCGAGAGACUGGAACACGGGCAGGCAGUACUGUCAUGGCCACGAGGCCGCGCUGGCUGUGAUCCAGAGCCAGAAGGAGCUGGAAUUCAUGUUCAAGUUCACAAGGAGGGAGCCCUGGAUUGGUCUGCGCAGAGUGGGGGACGAAUUCCACUGGGUCAACGGGGACCCGUUUGACCCGGACACAUUCCCCAUCUCGGGCCCGGGGGAGUGUGUCUUCGUGGAGCCCACCAGGCUGGUGUCGACGGAGUGUUUGAUGACCCGGCCCUGGGUGUGCAGCAAGAUGGCCUACACAUGAGGCCCAGCUCGAGCUCCCUGGGACUCCUUCUAGGACAGCAGCAGCCCUCAGUGACCACUCCCUCACCCCAACACCUCCAGCACUUAAGACUGAGCCUUUCACACCACCGUAGUCUGUCGGAAGUUUUCAUCUGUGACUCAUCUCUAAAGUCAUCUGACCGCUCUUGGCAUCUGAUUAUAAGCCCCUGGAUAGCAGGGAUUAUGUGUCACUGGCCUCUUUGUAGCACACAUAGCAUGUGCUCAAAAAAAAAUUGUUGUAUAUGACAAUAAGAUUGCCCCCAAAUGUCAUCUCUGAAACUCUUUGCCAUGGUGGGAGACAGCAGUGGCCGGCCAUCAUAAGAGGCUCGUCUUUUUGGCUUUGGUGGGCAUGGCAUGAUUUUAGAGGCCCGGCAAGAUGCACUCUUCAGUUUGUUUUGCUUCAGCUAAGUUAGCUCGCUCACAUUCCCUAAGCAUGUAGAUACUGGGCGGGCUGAGUGGAGGUGACAGGGAGCACCCGGGCCGUGAGGGAGAGCUGCCUUCGCCUCCAGAACAUACUCUGCACAUACACAGAGCCCAGCUGGCGAGGGCGAGGGGCUGACUGUGAGUGGAAACCAGGCCCGGGGAGGGUUUCCCUCAGUGACUGGGGCUGGCGGCUGAAGAUUCCUGUGGUCACCAGGAUAAUUAUGCUAAUAUCACUGUGCUGUUUGUGAAAGACGACCUGGUUUUCAGAAAUGCCCACUGUCUGCUGUGUACUCAACACCAGGAGGGGGUGGAGGUAGAGGAGGGAACUGCUAUUUCCUUAGUCCGUAAAGAACUCCAAACCGGGAGCAAGUAUGAGAUUCAAACAGGGGUCAUCCAGAAAACCUCCUGCCGUGCCCAUCAGAGAUCCCACGUCUCAGCCUGGAGUGGGUACACACUUGGCCUGACUCAGAAGACCUGCCCGAGUCUAGUCUGGGGCCAGCUCUACCAACAAGCAGAUGUGUAGCUCAGGCGGCUGUGCUCAACCUCCCCGACCCCAGGCUUCACCUCUAACAUAAAGUAGAAAUCGUGCCUGCCCUGCCUACCUCACAGGGUUUUGAGAACUGUAGAUGUUAGAAUUUCAGGGAUUAGAAAUUAUCGACCCCAUUCUCACUAUCCAUGAGACCCCGAGAGGUUAAAUAACACGUCCAAGGUCACGCAUCUAGUGGCAGAGCUAGAUCUCAGGUCUUGUGGCUCCUCUGUUCGUUGUUGAUACUAUUAUUGCACGUAUCAUGCUUUAUUUGUUUACCUGUCCACCAUCCACGCAGAAGUGUAAGCCCCUAGAGGGCAGGGACCCACUCUCACGCUCCUUUUUUCUCUAGCGCCUGGUACAUACUAAAGGUGCUCAAUAAACAUGUGUUGACCUAAACUGAUCUUGACUCCUAGUUCAAGUGCUCCUUCUACACCAUGCUGUCUCUGAUCUCAGAAAUCUGUACUGCCAGCCCAGCUGCCCACAAAAAGUAUGAAAACUUGCAGAUGUUUUAGAGAAAAAGAUAAGAUGCUCAACUGCUUUGCAAUGUGCUUUAGGGUCCUGUAGUCUAGAGCACAGAAUCCAUUUGAAUAAAGACAUAC